Pomacea canaliculata is the source of this 3304-nucleotide messenger RNA. RefSeq names its product chromobox protein homolog 1-like. Gene Ontology annotation, biological process: chromatin organization; negative regulation of transcription by RNA polymerase II. Gene Ontology annotation, molecular function: chromatin binding. The coding region runs from base 224 to 742 and encodes 172 amino acids. The transcript has 6 exons. The record is from RefSeq and is a predicted model, not a curated record. Lineage: Eukaryota; Metazoa; Mollusca; Gastropoda; Architaenioglossa; Ampullariidae. Gene Ontology annotation, cellular component: pericentric heterochromatin; nucleus.
AGAAAAUUCACAUGUCCCGGAUAUAUUGAAACUGCGCAUGCGUAAGAGAAGAACCUCUGCAAAAGCAUUGCUUUCACAAAGCAUCAAAUUCUGAGAGUCACAAUUUCUGUGAUUUGGAAAUUCUUGCUGCAGUUUGGAGCAUGGAGAAAACCACCAACAUCAAUCAACAGCUGUUCGAAAAUCAAAGAAGGAUGAAGAUGACGUAGGAGAAGAGGAAGAAGAUAUGGGAGAAGAAGAGUAUACAGUAGAAAAAGUAGUCGACUCUAGGAUACGGAAUGGCAAACGAGAAUAUCUUCUCAAAUGGAAAGGCUAUCCAGAUUCUGAAAACACAUGGGAGCCAGAUGAGAAUUUAGACUGCCCUGAUUUGAUAGCAGACUUUGAAGAAAGGAAGAAGAAGAGAGAAGCAGAGAAAAAAAGAAAACAACAAAACGGAAUGGAAGAAACAUCUGCAAAACGAAAGAAAAAAGUUACAGAUGCAAAAUCUGCAGAAGAUGAUAACAAACCAAGGGGGUUUGACAGAGGGCUUCAACCAGAACGAAUAAUUGGAGCCACUGACAGCAGCGGAGAACUGAUGUUUCUUAUGAAGUGGAAAGACAGUGAUGAGGCUGAUCUGGUGCCAGCACGACAGGCAAAUGUGAAGUGCCCGCAGAUAGUUAUAGCAUUUUAUGAAGAGAGGUUGACCUGGCAUACACACAAUGAUACAGAGGAGGAAGAAAAAGGAAAAGAUGAGAGCAAAUCCUAAUGGCCACUUUAUGAAGCUUUCCUUCAUUUUCUACUUGUCUGACUUAGUAACUAGUUGGCCUAUCCGAAAUUUGUCUGCAGGUUCAUCAUUUGAAAAGAAAAUGUGACAGAUGUUUAGUAGCUGCAUGUCAGAUCUCCACCUAUCGGGUGAUACAACUCGGUAUGAUAGAUCCUGAAGUGCUUACAUGGAGGUCUACAAAGAAAACGGCAUUUCAGACUUUUCAGAGUUUGUGAUUCUGAUUGUCAUCAGAUCAUCCAUCCUUUGACGACAAGACUUUGAUCAUCUCCAGCUACAAUAAGUGGAGUAUAAAACCCCAUUGCAGAUUGAAGGUCAACGCCAACUUGUUACUGCCAUCAUCUCAUCCUGUCUGUGUUCCUUUAACCUUGCCCCACAGCUUCCACAUUUUCUUUACCAAGAUGAAUUGUGCUCUCAUUGACAGCUGUCAUAAUCGUUUGUGCAUUUCAUGCAGCAGUGUUGGACUCAACAGAUCCUCCCCCACCUUCCCUCCACCACCUCAUGCAUCCAGGCAUUUCUUGUAUUUUUUUGUUUUGAGUUCAUUGUACACGUCUCUUAGGUGUAGUGAAGGUGUCACAAUAGUAUGGAAGGUUUUUAAAGUUGCCAAAGGAAAUUCAUGAACAUUGGGAUGGAGUUUUGGAUGCAUGUGCUUUGAAUCUGAAAAAACGGUUUUGUUUCAUUUACUUUUAAGAUGUCAACAAAUUCAUAGUUCAUUAUAAUUCAUUUAUCUGUAUAAAGUGGAAGGGAAUCGGAUCUUCCCUUUAAUGCAUCUUUCCUUUAAAAGUCUUGUGGGGUGGACUUCUUUCUUUUUCCCUUAAGGACUGAAGUGCAAGACUCUUUCCUAAAACAUGGAUAAACAACCCCUUUCUAUCAAAAGAUACACAACUAGCAACAUCACCAUGCACAGAUAGGUAAAACUUGUGACAUGCUUGUAUGCAGAUGCAUCUAAUGGUGGUCCCAGCUCUGCCAUUGGCUGGAGCCUUGAGAAAAUAACCAUAUCUUUGUACAAUCCUGACCGCUGAUAUAUUUCUGUGUGUGGUAAUGUUUGAUUCCUCUGUAGUUGACAUAUUUCUGUGCAUGGUGGUGAUUGUACACAUGUAUCUUGACAACAGAAAAAGGUUUUAGUUGGAGCUUUACCUAUUAUUAAAAAAUCUUUUUUUCAUCCCGUAAGACUUAAAGACUGCUCCUUUCUGUCAUGGAUUUUUAGUGAAGAAAUAAAAGUAUGAUUUGUGCAGUUGCUGUCUGUUGACGUAGUGUGGAUGCAUAGUUUCUGAGAUUUGCAAAAGGGAGCAUAUCAGUAUGUAGUACUUAGGAAAGUUUUGGCAAACUUAAAGCACGAUUCAUUUUGGAUCUCAUAAGGAUGGGGCAAGCUUUUGGUAGGGAUGAUCUGACUUGUCAGUGGCUACCUCAUCAAUACAAUGGCAUAAAACAGUCUAUCCAGAUUUUCUGUUCACUUAACAUUGAUGUUAAGAUGUUAAGUUCUGUUCACAGAAAAUCUGAACUAGUGAUUGCUCUUCUACCAGAUCAGAAGAUAUUACUAGAAUUCAAACACUUUCAUUAUCUUUUCUUCUCUCAUCAGUCCCAUCUCAGUGCUUUUAUUUCAGAUGGUCAGACUUUUAUCAUCAAAGUGUUUGAUUAUAAACCAGAUAUGAUGAGUUGUAGGCUUACAGCCUUUGCUAAUCAAGCAGAUUAGAGUGUGGAGAUUACUCAAGCAAAAAAUUAAGGCAUGCUUUGGCAUUUCUGUAUGAGGGAUGGUUAAUGGCAUAUGAUAGCAUGGUAAGAGCUAGAAAGCUGAAAAACAACCUAUUUUAGGUUUUAUAAAAAUUGAUGGCGGUGUGUGGUGAUCAAACAAAAAAAUUGAAGUUCGGCAUCGAGAGAUUUGGUAAGAUUCGUGGAGAUGUGGUACAGAGUGAUCCUUUUAUUGUGGAUUAAGAAAUUUACUGUGAGAGAAACUUGUUACUGCCCAAGAUUGUAAAUACUACAGAGUACUGUGCAUUUUAAGCAGAGGACUUAAUCUUAAGUGUUAGCAAGGUGAAAGGGGGAAAAUGUGUCGGAGACUUGCCUAGCUAUAAGCUGCCACAAAAUAAGUAUGUCUGGUUACAGAUGGAUUUUUAACUCUGCUUCCAAGUCAUUUUUAUCUGAUAAACUCCACUUACCAAGUGCAAAGAAAAGUUUUCACAUCAAUGUUAAGUGUUAUAAAAUUCAAGAAUGGGACUAUUAUUAGCAAGUCACAAAAGUCAGUUUUACAGUGCUUUAUUUAAGCAAUUUUUUUUUAAAUGUCAUGUUCGGUUUGGGUUAGGAUUUGUUACUUUUGGAAAGAGUGAGUGGACUAAUUGAAGCUGAUAAGAAUGGAGGAUGUAAAGAUUUUGUGAAUUUUGUCAUUAGUUUUGAUUCUUUUUGGUGCAGAAUUUUGAAAUGAUGGCAGUUCAUGAAAUUGCAGCUAUUGUAAAUCUUUUUAGUUUGUUUUUUGACAGCUUCUCUCUUCAUGUAAGUGAAUGAUAAAAAAAUGAUCUGGUCAAAUAUGACUAGUAUCUGGGCAUACCAUCA